CGCGUCUUCAUUCCGCCCCUGCCCGUCUCCCCGAGUCCUCUCACCUCUCAGCUGAGACAUGCUCCCUCUCAGGACUCCCGUAUUUGUUAUGUCCACUCGGGCUGACAUCUAACAUGAAACUGGGCCUGCGUUACGCGUCGCGACGGUGUGCUUUAUACCAGAUCGCCUGAGAUCGGUCUACAAUUCGAUGACAAAUCGUUUCAACAUCAUCAGGGAAUCCUCCCCCACAAGUCCACACGUCGUUAUCAACACUGGUGACAUGUUCUUAAUAAGGACGUGCAGCCUGGAAUGCAUGUCGCCAUCGGCUCGUGAAAACAUUCGAAAAUGCUGCUUCGCGUCUGCCACGCGUCCACACUCACCGAACCGGGCGGAGGUUUCCUGAUCUCACUCAGCCACCGACUGUUUACCCAGGGAUCCCAGCAGAACGUGUAUAUAAGAGCCCCUUGCGCUCACCGUUCUCUCAGACCCAUCUCCUCAUCCUCCUCAUCCCCAC
Messenger RNA from Trametes versicolor FP-101664 SS1, 493 nucleotides. RefSeq lists its product as uncharacterized. NCBI's taxonomy places the organism in Eukaryota, Fungi, Basidiomycota, Agaricomycetes, Polyporales, Polyporaceae. The record is from RefSeq and is a predicted model, not a curated record. Bases 188 to 382 code for a protein of 64 amino acids. The transcript has a single exon.